AUGGAAGCACAUGUCUAUAAUAGGCAGCAAGCGAGAAAGUAUGAAGCUGUACGGUAUGCCGGCACCUCACCCCCGAAUGGACAAGAUAUUUUUGCCUUUGACCUCAGCAUUCGAUUUUGGAUCCAGCAACUCUGUGAGCGUGAUCACGGACCCUUCUUCUGGUCAGUCGUCUUGGAGCGAAAUCUCUCAGUCUUGGACAAUACCGUCAAGCUGGCAAUGCUUGCGGGAGGUUGCUUCUCAAGGGUCAUCACUAACGAUGGUCAAGAGCAUACAGUCUUGACGCAACAGGAAGUCGUACCGCCAAAUCAUCCCGUGGCUGCAGUCGCUUUAGCGCUUGAAGGAACUCCCGACCUUGAUUUUCUUGCCCGUUGCGUCCGUUUUCAAAUCAACGACGACGAACAAGGCUCUUCCUUCCAUUUCGGUAUUCACAAAGACGUUUACUUAGAAGGCGAAGCUUACAUUGCCAUUGCGAAACGCUUCUUGAUACAAACGCGUGAAGAGACGCACUGCUACGACCACAUAGUUCAGCGUGGCAUCGCAACACCCAUUUAUGUGUCUGAAUACCGGUAUGCUGUCAUGCACGUUGAUAUGCCACCUGGCUCGCGUAAUGGUUCGUGUCUUGUGACAGCAGUGGAAGGGUAUACCUACUUUGUUCUGGCUGAUACAGGUCGCAUCAUUGGUGAUACGGAAUUCGGUAUCCCUGACUUUUGGCAAUCCGUUUUGGCGUGUGAUGGGCGUGGUCUUGCUGUGGAUCUUUCAAUGAUGGUUGAACGUAGUACAAUGCCGUGCUGGGCACUGUGGGAUGAGUAA
Molecule: messenger RNA, 810 nt
Organism: Protomyces lactucae-debilis
Lineage: Eukaryota; Fungi; Ascomycota; Taphrinomycetes; Taphrinales; Protomycetaceae
Exons: 3
Coding region: 1-810 (269 amino acids)
Source: RefSeq, a predicted model, not a curated record